Messenger RNA from Bactrocera oleae (olive fruit fly), 7111 nucleotides. The record is from RefSeq and is a predicted model, not a curated record. Lineage: Eukaryota; Metazoa; Arthropoda; Insecta; Diptera; Tephritidae.
GUGUUGACUGAAUUUGACUGCUCAUUUAAGUUUUUUUUUUUUAUUUUUUUAACGCGAAAGAAAAUAAUUAACAUAUCGAAACAAAGAAGAUGGGCACUUUCAGUUCAAAAACUUGUGUGGUUAGUGAAGGGUUAAUGUUGUUCGUUUAAUAUUAGCGGCUUGGUGUUAAAAUGUUGUACUAGUGGCUAUUUGCGGAGCUGUUUUGAAGUGUUUUAAGAUUUCGUGGCUAAAAUUGAAUAUUUGAAUAUUUAUUCUUGGAACGCCGACUUGGCGCCGUCGCUGCGGUGCAAAUGCUGACAUACAAGCCAGCAAAGUCAAGCGCUAACACAACUAACGCGCUCGUGCAGACCAGCUUUGAUGCUGCAAAGUCGCAUGCUACAAAUCAAACUUAGCUUAGAACUCCAGCGAGCCGCUCAUCUCAACGCCGCUGCCAACGCGCUCACAUCAUUUGUUUGCUCACAAGCUUCGUUUGAGAUUACCACUUCGUUUGGUUCUUGUAGCGUUAGCGCCAGAGCUACACGCUUUGCGCUACGCUUUUGCUUUUGUUUUUGUUUGGGCUUGAGUGUUGUUGUUAUUUUUAUUGUAACAUUCUGAAAUUUCAUACAUUACUUGUGGAGUACGCGAGCUAUCGUCUUUGCCAGCGCCGCCACCCCCUUGCGCGCGCCACCUUUCAUUACCAACACGCUUCAGCGUUCGACUUGCGCACUGGUUAGGCCGCUCACUAACGAAAGCAGCGCCAAGUCGGACAGACGCGUCGUCGUCGUCGUCGUCAUCGUCAUCGUCUCAUAAAUACAUUCGAAUAGUGUGCUAUGCGCUGCGAAUGGAAUUAGACGUGUCUCGGUGGAGCAUAUUGUACAGCGGUAAGUGAUGCUCAAAUACGGUUCAUAUACAAACAUACAAGCAUAUCUACAAACAUACAUGUGGGGAGUUGUAUGUAUGACUUGACAGAGUAAACUUCAUGAAUGUCUCUAUUGAAGUUGCUGGAAAGACGGAUCAGUGACGUGAAGGCGUGCAAUGAAGUUCAGCGAAAAAUGUGUAAAAAAGUAUAGAAAAGUGGAGUUAUGAAAAAUCACGCUACGUGUGUUAUAACGUUGGUUUAGCCACAAAUCGCCACAAAUAAAUAAAAAAAAUAUUAUAUAUACAAAAUAUUUUUUGAAAUAAAAAAUAAUAAUUAUUGAUGUAAAAAAAAAAUUAUGAAAAAGUGCCGAAAUUGUGUUUGGCGAAGCGCGUAAACCCUGCUUGCUUUAUUUUGAGGUUAUCGCCAUAGCAAAAUUUACCGUUAUGUUUAGCAAAAAGUAAAUAAAAUAAUCAGAAGCAAGAAAAUACGAAAAUAUAUAAUACAACAAACAUAUAAAAGUAGUGUGUAAAGUGCUUUUCGAAGUUGUGUUGUGCAAUAAAUUCGCAUAAAGUUGUGAAUUCGAAGUUCGAAGUGAAGUACACGCAUACACAUCUACAUUGUAUUAGCAUACGCGCUUACGCAUGGAGUAGUGUUUGAGAAAAUGCACAGAUGUUUGUUGGAUUUUGCGAAACGCAACUUCAUUUAAACAAAAACGCUAGCGGGGAAGAGCAGCGAGCAGAGUAAAGGCGGCGGCAAAGCGCGCAGCGAGCGUACGUGCUACCAGAACAACCGCACCGAGUGGUGUAGCAGGCAAAUUUUGCAGAUUCUGACAGUGGGUGAAAAAUCCAUGGAUUUCCUGGCCAUAAAUCCUGUCGUUUACGAGGAAUUGCUUCAUGGCCAAGUAGUCUUCCUUAUUAACAGUUUGAUCCUGUGGGCGGAAUACUUGUACCAAUAGAUUCAUCGAUUUUCUCAGAGAAUCAGGACCGUCACAUUCUUACGGGAUUCCCUGACAUCCAGAAAAAGUUACUGUCUGUUGUGGUUUAAAAAACGAUGACAUCAUUGAUCCAUAUUUGAUUACAACUGAAAAUGGAACCAACAUUGCUGUUAAUGAUGGGGACUACAGUAAAAGAUUACGCGAGUUUUUUGUCUACAUCAUAAAAUAUUCUUCAAGUGCCGUAAACGCAGUUAAACGUCAGUAAAGAAAUCCGCAUCAUUUCGCUUUAGCAAGAAAUCACCAAAGAAAAUGGAUCGUUUGCGUCGAUCCUUUCGCGAUUCGUUUCGUCGUCGGAAGGACCGUGUGCCCGAAUCAUCGAAACCGCAUCAAUGGCAGGCUGACGAGGAGGCUGUACGUUCGGCGACCUGUUCGUUUGCGGUUAAAUAUUUGGGUUGCGUUGAGGUAUUCGAAUCGCGCGGUAUGCAAGUUUGCGAGGAGGCCCUAAAAGUAUUGAGGAAUUCGCGCCGCCGACCCAUACGUGGUGUGCUGCACGUUAGCGGCGAUGGACUGCGCGUUGUGGACGAUGAGACGAAGGGCCUCAUUGUCGAUCAGACUAUCGAGAAAGUGAGCUUCUGUGCGCCAGAUCGUAACCACGAGCGCGGUUUCAGUUACAUUUGUCGCGAUGGCACAACACGGCGUUGGAUGUGUCACGGAUUUCUAGCAUGCAAAGAGCUCGGCGAGCGGCUCUCACAUGCCGUCGGUUGUGCAUUUGCCGUCUGUUUGGAACGUAAACAGCGACGCGACAAAGAAUGUGGCGUCACAAUGACAUUCGAUGUGAAGAAUUCGACAUUUACGCGUACGGGUUCGUUCCGUCAGCAAACGUUGACUGAACGUUUGGCACAAGGUGAGACACCAUCCGCUGCAGUGCCACCACAGCCCAAACCAUACAAUCCGUUCGCUAUUGAACGGCCACAUGCCACACCAUCGAUGUUGGAGCGUCAGGGCUCGUUUCGUGCAUUCAGCACCAUUGGCAGUCAAUCGCCGUUCAAACGGCAGAUGUCAUUACGCAUCAACGAUCUUCCGUCCAAUACCGAACGGCAGAAGGCAUUUAUGGCAGCUGCCACCGGUGGUGGUUCCCUCGCCGCAGCGUUAGCUACACCCAAUCGUAGUGUUUCACCAAUACCAGAGAUCUCACCAGCUAAAAUGGGCAUUUCAGAUAUGGAUAAUGGCUGUGCCACCAUUGACACCGUUAGCCAGUUAUGUCAAGAGCUCAGUCAGGGUCUAUCGUUGCUCAGUCAAACCGAUGCAAUGAUUGCGGCUGGCGAUGAUCUCAAUUUCAAUAACAAUUUGAGCAUUAAUCAGAAUAUCAUUGCCGCUGAGAAGACGCAGCAGCAACAACAACAGAAGGGAAUCUCUACACCAACAUCAUUGCCGUUAGCUAGCAGUAGCAGUCAUAGCAUUACCGCUGCUGUUGCUACCAGCAGAGUUUACGAAUAUGCUGAGGGUGCAGUGAGCAAUAAUUCGAUUGUUGGUGGUGCGGUCACCACCACCACACCAACAGCACAAAUAGCGCCACGCAUUUCGUCGGUAUCGCCAGUAGCUACCAAUUCGCCAGUACGUACACCAACAACACCAACGUUAACAAUAACACCACCGCCACCAUUGCCAGCUGGUCGCCCCGUGGAGAUGGUCGCACCACUGCCCAAUGCGGAUCAAUGGCUCGGCGAAGUGGUGAAGAAGACAUCACCGGCAGUUAUUAAACGUGCAACACGUAUGCUCAACUCAACCGGUCGUACGCAAUCGAUGAGCGCUGCAUCACCAUUGGGUGUGGAUCCAUUCGAUGCCGAGUGGGUGGCCGGCGUCACAAAGCCACUGUCACCCGAUCUACCCGUGGCAGCCACAACGCCAGUGGCGUCUGCAGUUACGCCUGUCGCUAGCAGUACAGCUGCACCAAUACACCACAGUACCAAUCCAUUUAUAUCACCGCCGAAGGUACCGGCGCAAACAUUCCAGGUGCAGCUGUAGAUGCAGUAGACGAGGUGUACAAGCCUCGUGCUAGUAGUUGAUGAUAUCAGUGAGGUAGCACAUGUGUUCGAUUUGUGUAAUUCAUGGAGUAGAUUAGCAACUCAUAUAAUGUUAGGUGUGCAGCGAGAUUGCAAAAAUGACAUGGGGCUCUAGAGAAAUGAUGUUGUUAAAGCAAAAUGAGAGUGAGCGGACUAACAAAUGUAAAGAAAAUGUGUAAAUGGAAUUGCAUGCACUGCCAAGAAUUUUUUUAUGCAAAAAUAGUAAUUCAUCUUUUUUAAACUUCAGAUUUAGUGCUGAACUACUUUAAAUGUAGCUAGUUAUUUUUGGAUCAGUUCCUAAAUUUUGAGUGAAUAUUAGAAUUUCCUGUGUAAAUACACUGUAUGAUAAAAUAGAUUCAAAUUUAAGAAAAUUACACUAGUUACUUUUGGACCAGUUUCGUAAAUUUUAACGAACUUCCAAAAUAAUUUUAAGUUUUUUAAAAAGACGCGUGUUUUAAAUGCAGAGCUAAAAUAUUUUGCUAAUAUUUAUUUCAUUUCACUCAUUGUGAAUAUUAUUUUUGCUAAUUGUAAAUAUUAUAAAUUUAAUAUUUAGUUUUAUAAUAAAUUUUACCAAUUAAUUAAUUUAUAUGAAUUAAUAUUCACUAAUUGCAAAUGAUUGUAAAUAACAUGCAAUAAUAUUUUGCUGUCAAUGUAAUUUUUGUGAAUUAAGACAUUCCCUAAUAUUCUAUAAAUGCACUAAAAGCGAACUGGCUGCUUUUGAACUACAUAUAUAACUAGUAUUCAUUGAAAUAUUAUAUAAAUGAAUUGACGUUGCGUAAUAUGUAAAAAUUGAUAUUAAGUUACACAGUGUUGACUAGGUAUUUUUUGACUGGUUCGAGAACUAGUUUUUUAACUGCUGAUAAAUUAUUUUUUGUUUAAUUUUGAUUACAAAACACGAAUUAAUUUUGUUAAGUUUUUCCAAAAAUAAUUAAUAUUUUAAAAUACUUGUUGGCUAGUGAAAUAUGUGGUGUUUACUCUUGAAGCAAAUCGUGUACUUAGCAUAUAAACGCAAUUCUAAUAAUAUUUUUUAGUUUCCUUGGAGAAUAUACAAAUAAUUACAUAUAUACAAAUAUACUUGUAUAUGUGUAUAUACAUGUAAAUUUAUUUCAAUAUAACAAACCCUUUGAAAACCUAGUAGUUCAUUUGCUACUAGUUCGUAUUUUCAAGUGUUGAAUAUAUUCUAAUAUCGAAAAAAAAAACAGUUCAAUAUAAAAAGUUUAUAAUUUCCUACAACGUUAACUAAAAAAAAUUAACGAGUUACUUUUGAACCAGUUAUGUUACUAGUUACUUUCAGAAUUAUAUUUUAAUUUUUUUCAGUGUAUGCAAUUCUAAACUAAUAAAAAGGCAGGUUUGCUAUUUAAACUCAAAUUUUUGUAAGCACCAUCAGUAGAGCACCCAAAACAGAAACAUAAAGUUAUCUAUGUAAAUUACAUAUUUGAGUUGCUAUAAAUGUUACUGCAGAUUAGAUGAAGAGAUAAACAAUGUUAUUAUAUUAUCUACUGCUAAAUUAUUAAUGUUAUAUGUACUUAAAUAGUUUAUAAAUGAAUUAACACUUAAUCGAUGAACAGCUGAAACAGAAUUACUUAAAGUAAUGGGCGAAACAGAGAACACACACUUACAUAAUUAUAAAAAAAAAUCAUAUAAUUAUAAAAAAAUUAUAUAAUUACCCAAAAAUAUGUAAUUAUGUCAAAAAUAUAUAUAAUUAUAUGAAAAAUAUAAAUAAUUAUAUGAAAAAUAAAAAAGAUGCAAAAAAUUAAUGAAAAAAUGCAAGAAACAAAUAAAAAAUAAAUUUAAAAAAAAUUCAAUAAAGCUGGGCAGCACGCCAAGUGAUAACCGAGACAGCAUAGAAAUAUGUAGUAAAAUAGUAUAGCGAAAGAAAUACAUAUAUAAAAGACGUUAGAUUAUGUAUUCAAAAUAUAUACAUCUAAAAUAUCAAUUAUCAAUUACAAGGCAGUAAUUAAUAAAAUUAAAAAACAUAUAUAUAUUAAUUAAUAAAAGCACACAGAAGAGCAAAGAAAAAAUGUACGCAUUGCAACACACGCUGUUAUUUGAAUUAUUAAUGUUAACUGUAAAUGUACUUAAAUGGCUUAUGGCAUGAAAAAAUAAAAACCGAAACGCAUACAUACAUAAAAGUGUGAAAAAUUAGUAAUAAAUAAAGUAUAAAGCUUACUUAGUAAAAGAUUAAAUGCAGCUAGAAAUAAAUAUACGCAGUUAAAAAUACAGUAGCUCACUAACGCACAUACAUACAUGUAUAAAAAUGUAUGUGUGAAUUAGAGAGACACUGUAGCAUUACAUACUAUCCACUAGAAAAUGUAGCCAACAUAUGUGUACGUCAUUUAAUUUUAAUUUUAACAAAUUUUACUUAAUUUUUUUUUAAUUUCUCUUAUAGUACACUUGCCUUUCUCGCUUAAUUUUCUGUUAAAAACAUGCAUAAAACUAAUAAAAAUGAUUGGAAAUAUAAGAAAGUUAUUAAAAAAUUAAUAAAUCAAUUAAAAUGUAACUAAAAAAUAUUAAUAAAUAAUUAAAAAAUAAUUAAAGAUAGUUAAAAAAAUUAAUAAAACAAUUGAAAAAAAUUAUUACAAAAUUAAAAAGUAAUUAAAAACAAUUAAAGAUAAUUAAAAAAUAGUUGAAAAUAUUAAAAAAAAUAUUUAAAGAUAAUUAAAAAAUAAAUAAAAAUAUUAAAAAGUAAUUAAAAAAUAAUUAAAAAAUAAUUAAAAUUAAUUAAAAAAUUAUUGAAAAUAUUUAAAUACAUUUGAAAAAUAAUUAAAAAGUAAUUAAAAAUAUCAAAUAACAAUUAAAGAUAAUUAAAAUAACAAUUGAAAAUAUUGACAAAUUAUCGAAAAUAAUUGAAAAUACUAAAAAUUUAUUUUAAAAAUUUAUAAAAUUAAUUAAUUAAUUUAAAUUAAUUAAAAGCAUCAAAAAACAAUUACUAAAAAUUUAUAAAAAUUAUGAAAUUAAUUUAAUUUGUACAAAUUGUAUUAUACUAUCUUUAAAACUUAAAAACAAAAAUAUUAGUUUUACGCUACUGCAUAUUGUUAUCGUAUUUAGUUGUAUGUACGUAUGUAUAUGUAAGCAUGUAAAACUUGAAGCAGUCGAAACAGUAAACUACUACAAUGUAUGUACGAUUUGUUUAUACAUAUAUACAACUAAACUAUGAAUAAAAAUAUUUACUUAAAAAGAAUAAAAAAAAAAACACAACCCUGCAUAUUUACUUGAAAUGUAAUUGAAGAGUAAAAACAAAAACAAAAAAAGUAAAUAAAUGAAAUAAUGCUUUAA